This is a messenger RNA of Xenopus laevis (African clawed frog), 1148 nucleotides long. RefSeq lists its product as uncharacterized. The transcript is spliced from 9 exons. Lineage: Eukaryota; Metazoa; Chordata; Amphibia; Anura; Pipidae. The record is from RefSeq and is a predicted model, not a curated record. Bases 1 to 1032 code for a protein of 343 amino acids.
AUGUACUCCCAGAAUAUCUCCAAGCUUUCUGGGAAGGCGAUAGUGUCUUCUCUGUCAGUUGCAGACCGAAUCAGAGGCCUAUCAAAAAAGGUUUCGCCUAAUCGCUGGGAUCCAGAGGAAGCUGCCGCCAAGCUGAGAAAUGAAAUCAGAGAUUUAAGGUCCAAACUUCUGUCCGAUAAUUCCUUAGAGGAGGGCACUGUGAAACAACUUGGAGAUGCAGUGAAAGAAUUACAGGUGGUGAAAAGGCAAAGCUGGAAAAUAAAGAGAGAAACAUCAAAACAACUUGAUGAAAAGAAAACGUGCCAUAGUGAGAUACUGUUUCCAUUUGUUAAGACUUAUUUGAAGAGACCAAAACACAAUCUUAUGUCCUUUAACCUUGAUCGAUCUCCUCCAUAUUUGUGUUUGCUAACAAGGAAUGCCAGUGAUGCGUACGAGAACAAGACUCUGCUCCAAUCAAACAAGCGGAAUUCUCUGGAGCAAAAUGAAAAUGGUGUCAAGUGUGCACCAGAGAAGUCUAUUUACCAAAAUAAAUCACAAAACCAGAGAUCUGUAUCUAAAUAUCUUGGCAUGGAACUGGAAUUUUCUAUGGCCCAGGCUAGAAGAGAAUGGUUGAAAGAACAACAUCGGGCUUUGAUCAAUAAAGAACUUCUGGACCUUGAGCCAGACAAGCUACAGCAAGGGGAUUCUGAACCUGAGCAGGAGACCCAGAAGCUGUUGAAAGAGAAGUCUGUGAUGCUGUUGCAGCUGGAAGCGCUAAGGAGGGAAAUGACUGAAGCAGAAAAAGAUAUGGAGUUGCUACUGAGUUCUUACAGAGAAGAAGCCAUAGCACAGAAACAACACAUUUUGCAGGUUUUUCACGCUUAUCGUGGGCUGUUGGAAGAACAAAUGGACGCCCAGGAGCAUCGAUAUCGGAAACUUCUCGAGGAAGCCAUACAGGAUGCCGUGCAACUUUCUGCGAGGAACCAAGAACUGGAAGCAGAAAACAAACGGCUACGGGAUGAACUGAAAAGAAAAGACACAAAGACGCUCUAAAGCUCCCCAUAGACGCAACGAUUCUUCUUGCCGAACGACCGAUUUUAGGGAAGUCCGACCAAUCCUUCGAAAUUAUCGUGCGGUUAGUGGGAUUCAAACGAUCGUACAUCUUACGA